This is a messenger RNA of Dothidotthia symphoricarpi CBS 119687, 1712 nucleotides long. Its product is annotated as cystathionine beta-synthase. Gene Ontology annotation, cellular component: cytoplasm. The transcript has 2 exons. Gene Ontology annotation, molecular function: cysteine synthase activity; cystathionine beta-synthase activity. The coding region runs from base 105 to 1712 and encodes 535 amino acids. The record is from RefSeq and is a predicted model, not a curated record. Lineage: Eukaryota; Fungi; Ascomycota; Dothideomycetes; Pleosporales; Dothidotthiaceae.
UUUCCUUUCUUCCCUCGCUGUUCCUGGUAGUUCUGUCUACACAAUUUCCACAUACUAAACUUCACCAUAGAUUUUUAUUUUCCUUUACCCAGUACGAGCACAUCAUGUCGACGACAACGCGCCCCGCCAUCCCCCCAGUGGUCAUGGACAGCAUAAUCCAGCAGAUCGGCAACACGCCCCUCGUCCGACUGAACAAGAUCCCGCAAUCCCUCGGCAUCCGCGCAACCGUCUACGUAAAAGUCGAGGCCUUCAACGCGGGCGGCUCGGUCAAAGACCGCAUCGCCCUGCGCAUGAUCGAAGCCGCCGAGAAGUCCGGGCGCAUAAAGCCCGGCGACACGCUCAUCGAGCCCACGUCGGGCAACACGGGGAUCGGGCUUGCGCUCGUCGGUGCCGUAAAGGGCUACAAGACCAUCAUCACGCUGCCCGAGAAGAUGAGCCCGGAGAAAGUCGCCGUGUUGAAGGCGCUGGGCGCGGAGAUCAUUCGCACACCGACGAGCGCCGCGUGGGAUAGCCCGGAGAGCCAUAUUGGCGUCGCGAGACGCCUGGUUAAGGAGCUGCCCAAUGCGCAUAUUCUCGAUCAGUACUCCAACCCUGAUAACCCGCUGGCGCACGAGUUCGGCACCGCGGAGGAGGUGUGGACGCAGACGGACGGCAAGGUGACGUGCCUUGUUGCCGGCGCAGGGACGGGCGGGACUAUCACCGGUCUGGCGCGGGGUCUCAGGAAACACAACAAGGACGUCAAGAUCGUGGCGGCGGAUCCGCAGGGCAGUAUUCUGGCUCUGCCUGAGUCUCUCAACCAGGGGCGUGUCAACGAGUCGUAUAAGGUUGAGGGCAUCGGCUACGACUUCAUCCCUGAGGUGCUCGUGCAGAAGGAGGUGGACAAGUGGUACAAGACGGACGACCGCACGUCGUUCCAGUACGCGAGACGGCUCAUCUCCGAGGAGGGUAUCCUGUGCGGCGGCUCGUCUGGAAGCGCAAUGGCCGCUAUGGUCGAAGCUGCCCGGGACCUCAAUCUAGGCGAGCACGACGUGAUCGUCGUCAUCCUGCCGGACAGCAUUCGCAGUUACCUCAGCAAAUUCGUAGACGACGACUGGCUCGCAGCCAACGACCUGCUCCCCGACUCCCCCCCAGCAACCCCCACCACAGACGUCGUAUCCGCCCUCUCCCACCGCCGCACCACAAGCAGCAAAACCACCGACCCCUUCCACGGCGCCACCAUCGCCUCCCUGCGCCUAAAACCCGUAACCACAAUCCCCACAACCUCCCCCUGCAGCGAAGCCAUAGAAACCAUGCGCGAGAAAGGCUUCGACCAACUCCCCGUCAGCACAUACUCCUCGGGCGGAAAAGCACGCCUCGUCGGCCUCGUCACGCUAGGCAACCUGCUCUCGUACAUCGCAUCCGGGCGCGCUACGCCCCGCAGCGCUGUUGAGUCCGUCAUGUUUGAUUUCCGCAGGCUGAAUGAGGUUGUUAAGGAUUUGGGGCGCUUGACGCUUGAUAGUAAGGAUGGGACGAAGAGUGGCGGCGGGCGAAGGGACUUUGUGGAGAUUACGCGCGAGACGAAACUUGCGGAUUUGAAUCGGUUUUUUGAGUGGAAUAGUGCGGCGGUUGUUACCGAGCGGGUUGAGGGCGAGCCUAGGGCUGUGGCGGUUGUUACGAAGGUUGAUUUGCUGACGUGGAUGGUUAGGCAGGGGGGGGUGAAUGGGGCGAAGUAG